GAGGCUCCCAGACGGGGUCUGUCAUCCCGAUGUCUGUGCUCCGGUUUCAGGGUGAGUUUAAUUCUGGCUGUAUCCUCUACGGCACGACCAAGUACAACUCGACGGCAAAAUCCCUGGAGGUGGAGCACUUUGGCAACGUCACCCUCUGCGGCUUCGUCAGCGCCGUCUCUGUGGGCAUCGCCAUCUACUGUUUUUGCACAGUCUUCUACUUCAUCUAUGCCAGUUGCAUUGAGGAAGCAAACAGGGGCUCACGAUGGCUCACAGCCUGCCUGGUGACAGCCGGGAUCUUCCUCUUCCUCCUGCUGGUCUCUGGCUGCCUGCUGCGAGUUGGCCUCAGCUUGUUUUGUCAGGGCCUUCUCUUGGAAGCUGGUGUCAAGAGCUGCUCCGAUGGUGAGAAAAUGGACUGGACGUCGCCAUACGACGGUUCCCGCUUCUACCAAAACUUUACCAGUGCUGAGACCUCGACCUGGGUGAACUUCUUCUUUUGGUUAGUGGUAUUGACUCUGCUCAUUGUGCAGCGGAGGCAGCUCGAUGGCUUCAGGCCAAUGAAUGGGGCCGAUCCCGAGUGGAGCACGGCCGUGGCAGGAAUCACGUCUGAGACCAAACCCUUAAUCCCAUCAGGACCCCGGCCUUGAAAGGAAGUGUUGUCGCCGUACUGGAAUCAUGGAAUGAGCUGCAAGAAGAGUGUUUGUGUGUGUGUGUGUGUGUGUGUGUAUUUGCCUGUACAUGCAUUUGUAAAGGCUUCCCCUCCGCACCCCCCCACCCCCAUCCUGCUCAAAGAAUCCCGCACUACAGACUAAAGCUGAAUUCCUGUCAUCCCAGCCUUAAUGCACUGCCUAACUGGGACUAAGUGCCAACUAUUUAGCCUGUGUGUGUGUGUGUCUGUUUGUUUGUGCAGAAUAUAUAAAGCAGCUGCCUUGUGCCUGUUCGAGCAAUUCCUUUUUGUUUUUUUUUUGAAAUGGUUUAUUUUUCUGCAAACCUGGGCAGGUUGCAGUUAAAUUCUUUAUCCGAGAGCGGUCCGUGAAUUGAGGGAAGGUUUUCUGCGGGAUUUGUGUAAAUACUUGGCGUUGCCGGAAGAGGAGAGAAACCGAGGGAGAAAUGAGCAAAGGCUGUCAAUUUGUGGGGUGCAGGUGAGUGUUACGUUGUCCCAGAGAAUCUGAGGCAGUCACCUGUUGGGCCAGCAACACCUUUGCAGUGACAUGUGGACAAACCGUUUUUUUGCAACAAAUCAUCCGUCACACAAAGCUUCUUUCUUUGCACUCGACAAUUUGCAAACGUGCAAUUUAAGGCGAAAAACCAACAUUUGCACGGAAUGGACGGAGAGCUGAUACCUUGACCACUCGAGGGUACACUUACCUCCUGUCAGUACAGUAGGAAUGUUGGCUUUCCCCUUAAAUUGGCAUUCUUGCCAACAGUCCUGAUGAGUGCAAGACAAGAAACCUUUUAUUUUCGGCAAUCAAGCUGUUUACCACCAAACAACCAAAUUGUUCAUUUUCCCAACCUUCCUGUAGCAGUGGUGUGAGAUAACAGCCAUCCACUUGCCACCAGCCUGUGUGCCCAUAGAGAGGCCAUCUGCCUCAGACUGACCAGGGCAGCUGGAUGUGAGGGUAUCUCACCCUGGAGUGUCAGGGGCUGCCCCCAAAAAUUAUGUGCAGCAAGAGAAAAUGUCCAGGACUAAUGCUUGCAAUAUGAUGGCACUAUCUGCAAUGUUGGACUUGGGAACAGGAGUUGGCUAUUCUGCCCUCUGAACCUGCUGUGCUCUUCGGUAAGGUGGUGGGUGAUCCAGUAGCGGUCUCCAUCCUAUCUAUUGGCUCAUCUGUCCCUCGUGCCUGUGGCGAAAGACUUCUGUUGCCUGCAACUGUGAAAUGAAGGUAGCCAGUCUUCUGGAAACUUGUUUCUGGACCUAGCUCCUAACUGCAACUCUUGAUAGUGAAGCAGGGUGGAAAAAUCACUGGCGUAGCCAUCGAGCUGCACUCUGCAAACUGUGCUCCAAUGUGUAUCCCAUCUCAGUCUGAAAGUCAGGGGCUUGAGACUGACUUCAAACAAGGCUGUAGCAGCACCAUGGGAAGGGUGUGCUGGCUGCUUUUGUAUUUUGGAUAGGACGUUAAAGCAGAAGGGUUGCAUGUAUCUCUCAGGAGGGUACAACCUAUCUUGUAAAAACCGAAAGAGCUGCGGAUGCUGCAAAUCAGGAACAAAAACAGAAGUUACUGAAAAAGCUCAGCAGGUCUGGCAGCACCUGUGGAGGAAAAAACAGUUAAUGUUUCGGGUCCGGUGACCCUUCCUCAAACUAUCUUGUGGCUGAGAUUGAAGGGAGAGAGAGGCUCUUGUGGUAGUAUCCUUACUUCUUGACCAGGAGACCCAGGUUCAAGUCACAUCUGCUCCAGAGAUGUGAAAUAACAUCUAUGACAAGGUUGGUUUAAAAAAUAGCUGAAGAAUCUGAGGGUUUGCAGUACUUUUUAAAUAUCUGACAUGGACUGGACAGUGAGACAUCAAAAGCAUGCAAGCAAUGCUACAUUAAAGACAAAUUUAUUUUUGUAGUCUCUGUCCUGGUAUAUUACCUGGACAAAACGUGUGAAUUGGGAGGCACUGUCUCCCAUCUUGCUCAACCUUGAGCACAAAACAAGGUUUAUUCUAAAGAGGCUGAGGCAAAGGCAAAGGCAAAGGAAACAAAACUUUGACAAAACUCUUGUUCCUCCUCCUGACUCUCCUAAGUGACAGGACUUGGUUAUCACCGAUACUUGUCAUUGUUUCAAGCAGAUCCCACCCUCCGUAACGUCAGGCGUAUGGUAGUCUCUGCCCAAGUGCUCAUUGUCCAAUUAAACUUUUGGACUACUGGGAUCUGUUAAUAGGAUUUAAAUUGACCGCUCACCUGGGCCUGGACUGUGACUUAUUCCUGUAUUCAUUGACUGUACUUUGGUAUAUGUGAAACAAUAAAUCAAUGAAAAGUGUUGGUUUACAUGCUAUACAGGCAGAUCGUACCAUACAAAGUGCAUCAGGGUAGCAGAACAGAGUGGAAUACAGUCACAGAAGGUGCAAAGAAAGAGAUCUGAAAUAAAAUUUGAGAGGUCUGUUCAAAAGUCUGAUAACAUUGGGGAAGAAGCUGUUCUUGUAUCUAUUCCUAUGUGUUAUCAAACCUUUGUCUCCUGCCCAAUAGAAGAGAGUAUUACUGGGGUGGGAGGGGUCUUUUGAUUUAUGUUGGCCACUUUCCCGAGGCAGCGGGAAGUAUAGAUGGGGUCAGUAGCUGGAAGACUGGUUUGUGAGACGGACCAGACAGUGUUUGCGACACUAUAAUUUCUUGCAGUCUUGAGAAGAGCAGUUGCCAAACAACGCUGUGAUGAAUCCAGACAGGAUGCUUUUUAUGGUUCAUCUAUAAAAAUUGGGAAGAGUGGUUGUGGACAUGCCGAAUUUCCUUCGCCUCCUGAGGGAGUAGAGACAUUGGGUUUUCUUGAUCGUCAUAUCGACUUGGGUCGAGCAAGGCAGAUUGGUGAUUUGUCACUCCCAGGAACUUAACGCUCUCGACCAUCUACACCUCCACACCAUUGAUGUAGACAGGGGCACACCCCUUCCUGAGAUUUGAUCUACAAUGGUGGUGUGGUCAGCAAACUUGUAAACGGAGCUGGGAUGAAAUUUGGCCACACAGUCAAGAGUGUAUAAGGAGUAUAGUAGGGGACUGAGUAUGCAGUCUUGCGAGGGAUUAUGGUGGAGGAGGUGUUAUCACCUAUUCUUACUGAUUGUGGUCUGUGGGUCGGGAAAUCAAAGAUCCAGUUACAAGAGGUGGGGGGAGCGAACGGAGCUGAGACCUAGGUCUUGGAGUUUACAGAUGUUUGGAAUUAUGGUGUUUGAAGGCAGAAGUUUAAUCAAUAAGUAGGAGCCUUACUUGGGUAUGCUUGUUAUCCUGAUGUUCCAGGGAUAAGCGUAGAGCCAUGGCGAUGGUGUCUGCUGUGGAUUUGUUGUACCAGGAGCUAAACUGCAAAGGAUCAAGACAAUUUUGGUAGGCUGGAGUUGAUGUGAACUGUGACUAACCUCUUGAAACGCUUCACAAUUCGGAACUUCAGGGCCACUGGGCGCUAGUCAUUGAGGCACGCUGCAUGAUUUUUUUUUUCUUUGGCACUGGCAUGAUGGUGGUCUUCUUGAAGCAAGUGGGGACUUCAGAUCGUAGUAGGCAGAGGUUGAAGAUGUCUGUGAACAUUCCUGCCAGCCGGUCUACACAGGAUCCGAGUGCACGACUGGGGAGUCCAUCCAGGCUCGUCGCUUUCCAUGGGUUAAAAUCUUGUUACAAUCAUGCUGACAGACCUAAUGGAGAUGUUUUAACCAAUAUCAUGGUGCAUUUAAAAAUAAACUUUGGUUUAAGUUCUUAAA
Messenger RNA from Rhincodon typus (whale shark), 4359 nucleotides. Its product is annotated as transmembrane protein 179B. Bases 30 to 635 code for a protein of 201 amino acids. NCBI's taxonomy places the organism in Eukaryota, Metazoa, Chordata, Chondrichthyes, Orectolobiformes, Rhincodontidae. The record is from RefSeq and is a predicted model, not a curated record. The transcript has 4 exons.